Debaryomyces tyrocola is the source of this 456-nucleotide messenger RNA. The record is from the annotation of a GenBank genome assembly. Lineage: Eukaryota; Fungi; Ascomycota; Pichiomycetes; Serinales; Debaryomycetaceae.
AUGCCUAAACUAAAUAAAGAUAUUAAAGCGUGUCAUUACUGCUGUACAAAGAAGAUCAAAUGUAGGCGAGAAUUGCAAACGCAGCCCUGCAAGAAAUCUCAAGAUUUAAAUAUCAAAUGUGAGACUCGAGAACAUAAUUUGAAAAUUACCAUCUCCAGAAGUUUAUUUGAAAAUCAAAAACAAGAAAUUGCCAUCUUGAAAGAAAAGCUUAAGAGUGCUGAAAAUGCUAGGACUUCAAUGACGGGUAGGGUCCAAGAAUUGGAAUCCUUAGGGAGAUCAACGAUACAAUCAGAUCCGACGGAUGAAUGUAAUCUGUUUGGCAUUGAAUUGACAUCGUCACUCCACUUCAAUCGAAACUUAUAUUCAUUAAUUACAGGAGUAAAAAAUGUAUGCACCACAAUCAUCUUCCUAGAACAUCUGACCCGUAUGACCUCCUUUUCGCAGGACGUUGUAUAA